UUGGAAAAGUAUAAAUCUCAAUCGAAAGUCAAUGAGUAGUUACUGAACUUGAAUAUAGCUAAGUAUGAAGCUCACGAUCCUGUAUUUUUCAACAGUAUUGAUCGCGUUUCAUCCGGUGAUAGCGUCUCAUUCGCUGUCUUUAGCUGCAUGUCAGAUUAUGAGCUAUGUCAAAGACAUUAUGGAAACCGACCCCGAUGAUUACAAAAAUGCGACAAUUCUAUCAGGAGUGGACAAAUAUCACAAACUAAUAGUAUUGCAAAAAACAAAAACGGACUUAAAACCUCACUUACGGCGUCUGUCAAAUCUCAUUAUAGGCAACAUCCGUGAAAUAUCGACAUUGAGAACAAAUACAACGAAAUAUAUCGCUAAAAUGAUGUACGAUAUUGAUACCUUCCGCUAUUCGUUUAAGAAAUCAAUAGCAAAUGAAAAUAAUCCGAAGAAAAAAUUGUCAAAACAAAUUCAAAUCUUAGAACAUAAAUUAUUAUACCCGUUUCAUCGCAAAUGUAUGGCAUCAUCGGAUCCCCGCGACCUAACGGAAGCGCUCAUUGGCGUAGGGAAAGCCUUCAUCGAAUUUCGACAAGAAAAUUGGGCAGAAGUACCUCCACAAAUGAGCUGGAAUAAAGACGUAAAUGAUGAAGAACCGUUGCUGAAAUUAGAUAUUGAUCGCGAGUGUAACGAAUUGCAGAAAAUUCGCAGAUUUUCCUUAAUGGUGCAAGAUGAACUGAAAGAAAUGCCAAGAUCGAAUAAUGGUAUCUCAGAAGAUAACAUGCAAUCGGGAUCCAAUACACCAGACUCAUUCCCCAAAAGUACAACUGUAAAUGUACCACUUUGGCUUCACCAAGCAAAAGACAUUGAAGAAAUUCAACUGGCGUACGUUGAGUGUACAAAACUUCUCCAACAGACCCAUCAUGAGCCAGUGAAAGUACUGAAACAGGCGAUUAAGAAGGGCGGAUUUUCGAUGAACCUUUACUGCAAAUUGUCAGCAGAAAAUCAAAACUUCGCCACUAAAUUAGUAGAAUGUGAAUCGCAAGAGGAUGCCGAAUGUAUAGAAAUGGUACACGAGAUGAGGGAUCUGUCAUAUUACAAAGAAACCACACAAAUUUUCAUGACUGCGACUGAUCCAUAUUUCUCCUAAUCAAUUCAAAUAACUGGACGUAAUGUCGAGGCAUCUAAUUUGAAAACCCUUUGAACGUCCAAAAAAGCACUCGCGAAUAUUUUAAGAAAAAUGAAACAGAGGAUUGCCAAACGAGAGUGUCUUAUAAGUGGAACGUUCAAGUGAAAAUGCAGAACUUUUGAAGGGCUCCUACCUCUAUAUGAAAGUAGAAGGUACCAAUUAAGAAUUGAGAAUGUUUUCAAGAUUUCACUCUUCUCUGCCAUCUCAAAAUACCUACCUCUAAACAUUUGAGGGUGUUUUAGCGACCAUGUUGGUGAUACUACUUUUAAAAUAAAGUAAAAUGUAACUAAUAAAUCAAUUUUUUUAAAUGUUGGACAACAAAAAUUCAGAAAGGGCUUCGAUGUGAGUUGAAAGCAAGACCUUUUUUUUUUUUUUUUUUUGGCAAUUUUAAGCAAAAAGCGAAACUUUGAAAAUUAGGGCAAUGGCAAAAAAGUGAGAAUUUUUGACAAUAAACGAGAAAUUUUGGAAAUUUCGACAAAAGACAAGCCCUCUUGCCAUUUUUGACAGAAAAUGAGACUUUGGAGAAUUUCAGAAAAAGACAGCGUUUUUUGACAAUCUUCGGUAAAAAGCAAGAAUUAAGGUCAAUUUUUGGCAAAAAUCAAAAAAACUUGUUGGCAACUGCGGGCAAAAGAGUGGUACCUACCUAGAGUAAUUUACUGCCAAAACGCGAGCCUUUUCAGCUAACUACAUACAUGUUGGGCAAAGAAUGAGAAUUUUUGGAUUUUUUCGCAGAAAAUAAAACAAUUUUUAAAUACAUUUUUUUGGCAAGGCUCAAGUAAACAA
Messenger RNA from Planococcus citri (citrus mealybug), 1957 nucleotides. RefSeq lists its product as uncharacterized. The transcript has 5 exons. The record is from RefSeq and is a predicted model, not a curated record. Lineage: Eukaryota; Metazoa; Arthropoda; Insecta; Hemiptera; Pseudococcidae. Bases 65 to 1135 code for a protein of 356 amino acids.